GAGGUGGUGUGUGCGCCGUGCUGGGCGAAGUUAUUGUUUGGUGUUGUGAGGAUCAGUACACAUCAUUUGCUCUGCGCUGUUACUGGAACUCGGACAUGUGUGCUCCUUCACUUCGUUUGGCAUGAAGUGCUGAAGUUACCUGCUACAAAGAAGAGUUUGACGUACAAAAUACUGCAGUGUUGUUUCCUCAGCCAUGGAUUUUUCAGCAGUUCAGUUUGGGGAUGAAAUGUUAGGAUACAAUGAAAACAGCACAUUCAGUGAAGACAACUCAGCAUAUGCAGAAAUGUAUCCUGGAGAAGCAGGGGAGCCUUUUUCAGCUGGAGGAGAGUUUGGCCAUGACAGUCAAGGUGGAGAGUUCAUGAGUGGUGGGGAGUUCCAAGAAAGUCAGUCAGUGUUGGUUGACGGAGGGGAUCGAUUUGGUGUGUCAGCUGUUAUAGUUGACCGGAAAGAAGAGCUAGUCUGGAUGGGGAAUUCUGGGGGGCAUGUUACGUCAUACCUCAGCACAGAUCUGAUGAAAUAUACAUCUUUCCAAGUACAUGCCACUGAAGAAAUUCGUGACCUGAGAUCAGUUGACCAAGGAAUACUUGCUUUGACCCCAACUUCACUUAACCUGCGCACAAGACAGGGAAUGCCAUCCUUCACUCAUCAAUCAGCUCAACUAGAAAACAUGCAGUGCAUGCUUCAGUUGGGUGGCAAUUUUUCUCAUCGCCUGCUCAUGGGAGGACACCAGGGAUCAAUGAUUGAGUUUGAUCUGACACAAGGAAAACAGACAAGAUGUCUCCAAGUUGGAGAGCAAGGUUGUGUAAUUCUGCGUGACCAUCCGAGGUUUGUGUGCCACGGUGAUCUCACUGGCAGAAUCGUCCUUCAUGAUCCUCGGACAUUGCGUCAGGAGCAUUGCUUUCAAGCUCACACUGGGAGCCUCUCAGAUUUUGAUGUUCUAGGAAAUUACAUCGCUACUUGUGGUUUCUCAAACAGAAUGGGUCAACUAUUGGGUGAUCAGUUUGUGAUGGUAUUUGAUCUCCGAAUGAUGAAGCUUUCCCUGCCUCUACGUGCCCUGGUGCCUCCUUUGCUCCUGAGGUUUGUGCCAGGCCUGUCCUCUUGUCUGGCUGUAGUGUCUCCUGUUGGACAGUGGCAGCUGAUGGAUGCUGGCCAGCCAGAUAAUGCCAUCAUGAGUAUGAACUAUCAGGUGAGCUGUGUACCAGAAAGCGUUAUCACCUCCUUUGAUGUAGCAUCAUCCUCCCAGGCAGUAGUGUUUGGAGACAGCCUGGGAUCCCUGCAUCUCUUCACCUCAGGCAGUAAACCUACAUUCAAUAACUUCUCACAGGAAACGAUUAUGAUUGACAUGCAAGAUACAACGCACACUAUGCCCUUGACUGACAACACCUCAUCUCUUGCUUCAAUCCCAGUGUAUUUUCCAUCAAAUCCUCUGCUGUCUGAUUGGCCAGAGCAAUACAUGAAAGUUCGCUACAGACCAACUCCUCCAGUUGAUCCAGCAAUUCUGCAGAGCAUGAAGAUUGUGGGAUCAAUUGGUUAUGCUCCAAAUCUUUACAACAAGAAAAGAAACCAGGUUCCAUACAAAUUCAGUCGAACAAAAGGGCAAAAGUCUGCUGCAGGUGAACUCCCUCAAGGAAAGAAUGAUCAAGGCAUGGCUGUUCAUGUCCCGUGGAGGUACAGGAGGAUAGAAAUAAAAUAUGGCAAACAUGGUAUGGAUGAUUUUGACUAUGACCAGUAUAACAGAACAAGUUUCUCUGGUCUAGACAUGUCUCUGCCCAAUUCCUACUGCAACCCAAUGCUUCAAAUGUUUUAUUAUAUAGCUCCUUUGCGUGCUCUCAUGAUGUCCCACCUGUGUGAACGAGAAUUCUGCCUGGUCUGUGAGUUAGGUUUCCUGUUCCAUAUGUUAGAUGUCAGCAUGGGCCAAGGCACACCCUGUCAUGCAUCCAACUUCCUGCGAGCAUUCAGAACUAUCCCUGAGGCAUCUGCAAUGAGUCUUACACUUUCUGAUCAGGACAAUCGAGCAAAGAUCAAUUUUCUUUCAAAAAUUCAGAGCUGGAACAGGUUUGUUUUGCAACAGCUGCAUUCAGAAACACUUGAAGAAAAGGUUGAUCACUCCUGCCCUGAGAAGUAUGAAGAAAAGGUUUUACAAGUGACUGAUAGUAAUGAAGAAAAGGACACAAAAAGUGAAAAGACUUACAGCACUGAGAGGCAAGAUAAGCGAGAACACUCACCAGUGUCUUCCAUUUUUGGUGCACAUGUUGUCAGCAUCAACAAAUGCACCAAAUGUAGCUUUGAAAUCCACAAAGAAACCACAUCACUUCUUGUGAAUUUAGCAUUUCCUGAAGUUAUUGAUGGGAGGUGCUCAUUUGCAUCAGUGGUUGAAAGGAGCCUAAGUCUGGAGCAGACAAGGCAGGCUUGGUGUGACUCAUGCACAAGAUAUCAGCCCAUUGAACAGAGCCGACGCUACAAAACUCUGCCCAAAACUUUGGCCAUGAAUUGUGGUCUGGAUAGUUCUCAGGAUAUUAAAUUUUGGAAACACCAGUUUGAGCUGAUGCUGACAGAGAUUCGUGACAAAAAGAAGGAGGAAGAAAGAAAAGCUGCUGAAGCUAAGCAAGGAAGUGCUGACAAAGAAAAUAAUAAAAGUAGUGAGAAAACAGCUCCAUCUUUAGCAACAGGAAGCCCUUCAACACCCUCCAAGAGAUACCCCGAUAGUUCCACUCCUCAGCCGUCCCCUGCCAGGCCCUGUAGGUACGGCCUUGCUUGCACACGCCAUGACUGCAGGUUCUGGCAUCCAGGCCGAGACAGCAGCGAAGAAAUGGGGCCUCUCCCUGCUCUCAGCCUGCUGGACCAAACCAUGGAGUACUCGUGGGUUCCCUUAGGGAUGAAGGCCAAGCUUAAUGAAGAUGGCACAGUUUCUUUCUCAGAACUCACCAAAACUGAGCUUGAGACUGCUGUAGAUGAUGAGCAUGGUGUGGUGUAUGAAUUGGUGGGAGUGGUGUCCCAUGUGGCAGAUCCUCGCUUCCCUGACAAGAACAACUUGGUGGCAUGCAUCAGAGUUGGCCCCAGUUACCAUGUGCGGGCAAAGGUUUCCUCUGUCUCUCACUGGUACCUCUUUAAUGAUAUAAGCAUUCAGCCAAUAACAGCAGAAGAAGCAGUUUGGUUUCCCUGUGGCUGGAAAACACCGUGUGUACUCUAUUGGCAGCGAAAGAAGUUUCAUACAGAAUUCCAGAAAGCAGAACCCACUAAUCCCAUUACUGCUGAUGUGUUUGGAGAAGACAAGUCCUUGGCACAGAGGGGUCGAAAGAGGAUAACUUUCACACCACUCACAGCUGAUGAAAUGCCAGGGGAAGGUGAUCUGGUUGCCAUGGAUGCAGAAUUUGUAAACCUACACCAAGAGGAAGCUGAAAUCCGCAGUGAUGGCACACGCACCACCAUUAAGCCUUCACACAAGUCUGUUGCCAGAAUCACCUGCAUCCGAGGACAAGGUCCAUUGGAGGGCACACCCUUCAUGGAUGAUUACAUCUCCACACAGGAACAGGUGGUAGAUUACCUCACACAGUUCUCGGGUAUCAAACCAGGAGACCUUGAUGCAAACUUCUCACAGAAGCAUUUAACUACUCUGAAAUCCACCUAUGUCAAACUUCGUUACUUGGUUGACAAGGGCGUGAAAUUUGUAGGACAUGGCUUGAAGAAUGAUUUCAGAGUAAUCAACAUGACUGUUCCCAUGGCUCAACUGAUAGACACAGUGCACCUCUUCCACAUGUCCCACAACCGCAUGGUGUCUCUCAAGUUCCUUGCUUGGCAUUUCAUGAAACUCAAGAUCCAGAGUGUCACCCAUGAUAGUAUUGAGGAUGCCAGAACAGCUCUGGCACUCUACCAGAAGUACUGUGAACUGAAAGCUGAGGGAGACCUGGUGAUGGAGCUGCAGAAACUGUAUGAAGCUGGUAAGAAGGCUCAGUGGAGGGUUCCUGGUGAAGAAGAAGAUGAGUAGAUUGUAGUGAGUUGGAAUGAGUAAGGGACAUUCCACAGGUAUUUUGCAUAUAGUUGACAGCAGCGGAUGCCGUUGUGUUCAUACCUAACGUAUUGACAUAAAUGUACAAAUAGAAGUCAUUUUAGAUUUAUUUUAGCAAGGGAUAAUGUAUGUACAUGUUUACAUUUUCUAUUUUGUUCUCCCUCUUGUGUGGGAAAAUGACUUGUAAAGGCUUUUUAUUUUAUUUAUAUUUUUUGUUACCAUUUUUAUUGUUAUUAUUAUAGUAUUAAUGAUAAUUAUUGUUAGUAGUAUUAAUAUUAUUGUUAGCAUUUUUAUUUAUUCAUUCUUUUAUUUUAUUUGUACUUAUUUUUUAUGUAGUAUUUAUUGAUUUUUUCUACUAAGGUAAGGAUAUCUCAAGUCAUCAAUUUACAUUGGUAUGUUAUCAUCAAAGGAGUAUCAUUUUGAAUGCUUUUUUUAAGAUACAAUACUGGCUCACUACCACACAUACAGAUAUAUGGAAAAAUGAUGGAUGGAUAUAUUUGGUAAGAAAAUACUCAUUUAUGAAUGUGUGUGUGUGUGUGUGUGUGUGUGUGUGUGUGUGUGUGGUCUCGGUAGUAUGAAAGAAGUAGUGCAAUAAUUUCAUCCAACCCUUCAAUAGAAUGUUGGUUGUAAACACAGGUAGUGGGACUGUUAAUGGUUACUUUUGCUAAGUCUCCCAUGACAUACACAUCAGAAUAAAUGACGCAGGUUAAGUGUUCUUACGAGAUGUUCUCUGGUAGACAGUACAUACUGUAUUUAUUUUAAGGGUAAUGGACAGUGAAUGGUUUUCAUCACAGAUUAUUUAUAUACUAAUUGACACACACACACACACACACACACACACACACACACACACACACACACACACACACACACACACACACACACAAGUUAUGCAUGUUACAAAUAUACUUUUCAUACUGUAGACUAUAUUUUUUUAAAAUUUUUGAAAUACAUAUUAAUAUGUACAUAACUUAUUUUAUAUAAAGAAUUAACACUAAAAUGUGAUCUGUAAACAGGUGAGAGGUAUGUACUUAAUGUUUAAAGAUUUAUUUUACUAUUGAUCCUUUGUGAGUGAAAAAUAAAGAUUAAGUCCAG
Portunus trituberculatus (swimming crab) is the source of this 5101-nucleotide messenger RNA. RefSeq names its product PAN2-PAN3 deadenylation complex catalytic subunit PAN2-like (gene PAN2). The transcript has 24 exons. Gene Ontology annotation, biological process: mRNA processing; nuclear-transcribed mRNA poly(A) tail shortening. The record is from RefSeq and is a predicted model, not a curated record. Gene Ontology annotation, cellular component: PAN complex; P-body. NCBI's taxonomy places the organism in Eukaryota, Metazoa, Arthropoda, Malacostraca, Decapoda, Portunidae. The coding region runs from base 194 to 3985 and encodes 1263 amino acids. Gene Ontology annotation, molecular function: protein binding; nucleic acid binding; poly(A)-specific ribonuclease activity.